AUGAGGGCUCGCCUGGUCUUGGUUUUCGCGGCCCACCAUGUUCACAGAAGGUUGUGCAAUACGCGUUCCGCGCAGCGCUUCAUCCAUUCUCGGUUGCCGCCGCCGUUGCCGCUGUUGAUCCAGCCGUAUGUGUUCUUCCACUCCGUCUUUGUCUUUCUCCUGUGCGAGUCCCUAGUACGCGUCUGGGACUUGAUGCAGGCAAGCAACUGGCUGGACCCAUCAAGCUUCCGCUGUGGGACUCGGCGAUUGGAAGAGAGAGCGAUCUUGAGCCCCUUGCGAUGGAUGGCGCUUGCAUGCCCGCUGGUCACGAUUGUAACCUCUUUGGUGACAUUAAGCCACUUGUGGCGCCACCACGUUGCUAAUGAACGAACCUUUGACAAAAGUCUGCGCUGGUAUCCUUCUCACUCGCAUGACCUAGCCAUGCAAGUGGCCACCAUGCCGCUGAUUUAUGGUGUCUUUGCUCUGGACUGCGUGAUUCAGAUGCUCUUGCUGCUGACGGGAAGCGUUUUCCGAGAGUUCAAGGGUGUCUCCAGGGAACAACUCCGGCACCUUACUGAGGAGCGCUAUGGGACGAAUUUGGAGUUGGCGGAUUUGUACGAAGCCUGGGCUUUGUACAACUUUGGGCGUUUGUGUCUGAUGCGUGUACGGCGGCAGAUCCGUCAGGAGAUCCCGCUGCUGCGGCGUAGCUUGAGCUCUUUGCCGGAGAGCGAGCAGAGCAGUGUGCAGAGCAGGCUUUUGAUCUUUCGGGACCCGGAAAGGUUCCUCUUUAGGCCUUUGGAGGUGACAACAGGGAUCGGGGUGAAGAUUUUCGUCUACACCUGUGCCGUGAAAUCUCUCUUCGCCCUCACAAUCACCUUCUUUGCGGAUGCACCUUUCCACAUCAACUUGAGCAAGACACUUCCAUGGGCAUUGCAGCUGUUGCCUCACAUGGAUGGCGCAGCGUUCAUGACCUCCACCAUUGCGAUCCUGUCUCUGAUAGCCAUUGAGCACGGCUUCCAUGAGAUCCUUCAGCUUCAGGGCUUCGCUCCGGUGCUCAAGUUCCUCGGGGUCAAGGCCUUGGUGAGCAUCACGUGCUUGCAGACCUUGGUGAUGGGAGUGGUGAUGCAGCGUGGGAUCAUGCGAUCCGAGGAGGCGAGCCUUUGCUACGCGUGUUUGCUCUGCUUCGAGGUCCUUCCCUUGGCCUUGCUGACGGCGGAAGCUUGGAAGCCCAGAUAUGUUGGCGACUGGUACGAUGCCGACUGUGGCUGGGGAGAGGGAAGCUUGAACCACCUGGGACGCCUGGCUGGGGAAGGCGACUGGGCUGAGUCCUAUGCCGUGCUACCUGGCGCCCGCCUCUCUGCCGGGACACGGGCCUCCUUCAUCCGCCAGGAGGACUCCAAAGUCGAAGAGAUCGGGUCCUCGGAGCUCGUGCGCUGGAACUCCUUCUGCGAACUGAAGCGAGUGUGGUAA
Symbiodinium pilosum is the source of this 1449-nucleotide messenger RNA. The record is from the annotation of a GenBank genome assembly. Lineage: Eukaryota; Dinophyceae; Suessiales; Symbiodiniaceae.